Heterobasidion irregulare TC 32-1 is the source of this 2191-nucleotide messenger RNA. RefSeq lists its product as uncharacterized. The coding region runs from base 1 to 1137 and encodes 378 amino acids. The transcript has 2 exons. Lineage: Eukaryota; Fungi; Basidiomycota; Agaricomycetes; Russulales; Bondarzewiaceae. The record is from RefSeq and is a predicted model, not a curated record.
AUGGCCCCCUCCUCCACAGAGCCCCCGCCCCUCCACUAUACCCGCUUCAACCCCCUCGCGCAGGCCGCCACCGCCUCCGACUCCACCCUCCCCGCCGCCCCCACCCCGACCGGCAGCUCCAGCAGCAGCAGCGGCGCGGAUGAUAAGGCCCCCGGCUUCUCACACAGCUCCCUCGGCCUUUUACUCAUCUUCCUCGGCUGCUUCGCCGCACUCCUCGUCGCCUGCGUCGUCGGGCACCGCAUCUACAUCCGCCGCCAUGGCCUCCGAAACCCCGCCCCGCCGCAGACAUCGCCCGCGCGCCGGCCGCGGCGGGCGAGAGAGCGGCCGCGCAUGUGGGACGUGUGGCUGCUGGACGAUCGCCGCUCUGCGAACGGGCGCGCCAGCGGCGUAGACGGCGGCGACAGCGCGAGGUGGGCAGACAUCAUGCCCGUCGCCGCCUACCUCCAUACCCCCACCCCGACUCCGCCGGCCGCCCCGCCGGCUGCCUCGCCGCCGCGGACGCGGACGCGCCCCCGAUCGCGCUCGCCGUCUGUGCCGGUGCGCGCACGGACCCGCGAUGCUCCGCCAUCUGUGCCGUACGCCAUGGAACACCAUAUCAUGAUGUCCCAGGCCUGGUUCCGCGGCGUCUACCCCCUCGAGCCAGAAUACUCGCCCCGCCCACGACCCCGACCUCAGCCGCAGCCCUCGUUCUCGAACACGCCCCCGUCCCAACCCCCUCCCGAACCCUCCCCACCCGAGAUGCGCGUCGCAGUUCUCAUCGCUAUGCCCUCCCCAUCCCGCUCUACUAAUUUCACCUUGACUCGAUCUCAUUAUUCUCUCGACGACCGGCGCUCCCCGCACGAAGCAUCGAACCACGCGGACCCACAUUCGCACUCUCACCCUGGGGACGCCACUGAUCGGGACCAGAAGCGCGUUCGGAGCCAGAAGCAGCGCGAUAUCGGACCUGGGUCCGUGGACGAUGCCGGCACCGACGCGUCUGCCAGCGCCUCCGCCUCUGGCUCUGGCUCUGGCUCGGUCGACGCUGGGCCGUAUAACGUCGUCGAGGAGGAGCGGCGGGGCGCGUGCUCGCUGGGGGCGGACGGCGCAUAUGUGUUCGGCGUCGUCGAUCUCCCGUGGGAGCCUGGCGGCGUGCCUUGAGUCUGGCGCCCGGCCAGCCAGCCUGCUGCUGCCUCCGCCUCUGCCUCUGCCUCUGCCUCUUUUCGCCUUCUUCUCUCACACUCGCACGCCCGCUCGCAGUCUCGCAGUCUCGCAACCUCUCAGCGGACACACGUGGCAGCGGUGUUGUGCGCCCGACGCGCCCGACGCCGCCGCCUUCUCACUCGGUUCCCUGCCUUUGCCCCCGUCUUGACGCUCCCGUCUCCCGUCCUCCCCGCCCUCCGCGCGUCUAUGUUGCAUCGUCGCGCCCUGUCUUGCCACAUGCCCAGCCUCGCGCCCCGUCUUGUCUUGCCUUGCCCCUGCCCCUGCCCCUGCUCUUCCGCUUGCUCGCUUCGCUCUCCGCAGCGCGUCCUUGGUUCCGCGCCCGAGCGCGUCGUUUAUUGUUUUGUUGACCCACACACACCGCACUUGUGUUUGUCCCGGAGCGCACAUACGCAUACACACAGAUACACAUGCAUGCACGCACGCACGCACGCAUACACAUACCACACAUGUGCAUGCCAUUCCUGUGUUCGCGCCGUGCGUGAGGGCGGCACGUUCGCGGCGCUGAUUGACUAGCCUGCCUGCCUGCCGACUUCCUCACGCCGACUUCCUCACGCUUUGCGCCGCGGAUGAUUCUUCGUACCCUACUGUUCCCGAGGCGGCUUUCAGGCGACCCGGGUGACUCGCAGGCGCGUGUGAUGAGGAGGGCAGGGCGCAUUGGAGGCCUUGAUUCUUUUCUUAUGUAGACAACGAGGCAAGGGUGUGCCGCCGGUCGGCUGGCUGGGGAGAAGGGAGAGGGGGUCGGGAGUGGGAGUGGGCGUGAUGCGGGCGCCAUGCGCGCGGGCACGGCCAGCCGGGGGUUCUGAUGCUUUAUCUUUGGGGGUCGGGAGUCGGGAGGCGGGCGGGAUAUGGGGUUCGGGGUGGUUUCGAGGUCGCGGGUUGGGGAAGUUGGAGCGCUGAGUGAAGAGGUGGGAGCGAGGAGGCGGGGACGGGCGAAGGAUAGACACGAGCUGGCGUUUGACAUAUAUCCGUCGCGUCGUCGGUCCUCCCACGC